UUAUUACAGUAAUCUUACUUGGUAUUGAGUCAGCUCAAUAGAUACAGUAUGUAGUCUUUGUAUUACAGUUAAUAAACAGAAAAUCUGGGUUCUGUCACCCACAGUGAUGGAAAAGUCUCAACAUAAGACGAUCCCAAUAAUGUAUCACCAGCUGUAUUUUCAUCACUAAGUUGCAAUUUCACAUUCACUGAACUGACUAAAGUGCCUCAGUCUCAGUGACACAGCGAGCUGAAAAUGGAAAACCAAUUACACACAUCAGUCCCCGCUUGGUAUCUGCUUGGCCUCAUCUCAGCACGUGUGUCUUUAUUCUUCAUCCGGCAGGUGACCGGUUGGCUGACUCCACCAUCACACUCGCGUUGGCCCUUGAACUCCUCUCUCACGCGACCACGCCCCUUUCCUUCACAUCCAAUCCCGACAUGGAGCCCAUCAAGGUCCAAUCAGAAGGUGGACUGAAUGUGACCCUCACCAUCAGGCUGCUGAUGCACGGCAAGGAGGUUGGAAGCAUCAUAGGAAAGAAAGGAGAAACGGUGAAGAAAAUGCGCGAAGAUAGUGGUGCCCGUAUUAACAUUUCAGAAGGGAACUGCCCUGAACGAAUAGUCACCAUCACCGGGCCAACAGAUGCUAUUUUCAAGGCCUUUGCCAUGAUAGCCUACAAGUUCGAGGAGGAUAUAAUCAACUCCAUGAGCAACAGUCCAGCCACCAGUAAACCCCCUGUAACCCUGAGGCUUGUUGUCCCGGCCAGCCAGUGCGGCUCCCUCAUUGGCAAAGGAGGCUCCAAAAUCAAAGAAAUGAGAGAGUCCACAGGAGCUCAGGUCCAGGUCGCAGGUGACAUGCUUCCCAACUCCACCGAGAGAGCAGUGACGAUCUCAGGGGCCCCAGAGGCCAUCAUCCAGUGUGUCAAACAGAUAUGUGUGGUGAUGCUUGAGUCCCCACCGAAAGGUGCCACAAUCCCCUACCGCCCCAAGCCUGCCUCCACCCCUGUCAUUUUUUCAGGUGGCCAGGUAAGAGCAGACCCACUGGGGGCGUCCACAGCCAACCUCAGCCUCUUACUGCAGCACCAGCCACUGCCUGCUUAUACCAUUCAAGGACAGUACGCCAUCCCACAUCCAGAUUUGAGCAAGCUCCACCAGUUGGCUAUGCAGCAAACCCCCUUUACCCCCCUCGGACAGACCACCCCUGCCUUCCCCGGUCUGGAUGCCAGUAACCAGGCCAGUACUCAUGAACUCACCAUUCCCAAUGAUCUAAUAGGCUGCAUAAUCGGACGCCAGGGAACCAAAAUCAACGAGAUCCGUCAGAUGUCUGGGGCGCAGAUCAAAAUUGCUAACGCUAUGGAAGGGUCAUCGGAGCGCCAGAUCACCAUCACAGGGACCCCCGCCAACAUCAGCCUGGCCCAGUACCUCAUCAAUGCAAGGUUCAGAGACGUGGCGGCCAUGUGGAACGACCCAUCUUCCAUGACCACAUCCUGAGAUCCCUGACUGGCUCCUC
Molecule: messenger RNA, 1485 nt
Organism: Thunnus maccoyii (southern bluefin tuna)
Lineage: Eukaryota; Metazoa; Chordata; Actinopteri; Scombriformes; Scombridae
Product: poly(rC)-binding protein 3-like
Exons: 12
Coding region: 417-1466 (349 amino acids)
Biological process (GO): regulation of RNA metabolic process; regulation of gene expression
Cellular component (GO): nucleus; cytoplasm
Molecular function (GO): mRNA binding
Source: RefSeq, a predicted model, not a curated record